AUGAUUUAAUUAAGUAAAGAUUCUUAUUUUUGCUACUUGUACAAAAACCCCUUAUUAAAUGAAUUUAAAAGACUAUUUUAAGCUAAUAACUUCAACUAUGAUUAAAUUAUAAUUUAUCUACUUUUAUUGCUUUUAAUUAUUACUACUUUAUUCCUAGUUUAUCAUGUGAAUAAAUUCCAAUAUUAAGCAUAAAUAUUUUUAAAAUUUUUUCAGUUAAACCAAUUUAGUUGCACCAACUAAAAAUAAGAUUGGAUUGAGGUGCUGAAUCAAAUGGCAGGAGUUAGGAAUAAUGGUCAUCAAAGACCAAAAAAUGUAUACAAUGUAUUACAAAUUCUAAAAGAAGUUCACUUGUUAAAAUUUAAUGUUGGUAUUCAGACACAUUAUUUUGUUUUUUGAUUAAUUCUUUUUUAUGAAAGAAAAUUCUGGAGAAUCGGAAAAUAAAGAAUGAGCAAAACUAAUCAUCUAGCACAUAUUUCCAUCACUAACAGCAAACCACUAAAUGACAAGGGCCAGAAUCAUAAAAAAUAAGGCCUAAAUGAACUUCUUAUAGAAUUUGCAAUUCCUUGAAUACUUCUUUUGAAUUUGAAGAUCAU
Paramecium octaurelia is the source of this 593-nucleotide messenger RNA. NCBI's taxonomy places the organism in Eukaryota, Ciliophora, Oligohymenophorea, Peniculida, Parameciidae. The record is from the annotation of a GenBank genome assembly.